Daldinia vernicosa is the source of this 1470-nucleotide messenger RNA. Its product is annotated as PQ loop repeat-domain-containing protein. Gene Ontology annotation, cellular component: fungal-type vacuole; vacuolar membrane. The transcript has 2 exons. Gene Ontology annotation, biological process: L-cystine transport. Bases 87 to 920 code for a protein of 277 amino acids. Lineage: Eukaryota; Fungi; Ascomycota; Sordariomycetes; Xylariales; Hypoxylaceae. The record is from RefSeq and is a predicted model, not a curated record. Gene Ontology annotation, molecular function: L-cystine transmembrane transporter activity.
ACCCAGCAACAUCUAUCUACCUGCCUAGGUACCUCGUUAUAGGGCAUAUCUCUCCGCGCCAAGCACAUUUUAACCGGUAAAGCAUCAUGGGCUUCCUCGAAUUUAUAUCCGCUUUGUUCGGAUGGAUAUAUACGCUGUCGUGGUCGUUAUCGUUCUACUCGCAACCACUACUAAAUAUUCGGAGGAAAUCAACCUCCGGAACCACCGUAGAUUUCCCUUUUAUCAACACCCUUGGCUUUCUUGCAUAUCUCAUCUAUAAUACUGUAUUCUACUCGUCGCCAGUUAUUCGACAUCAGUAUGCUUUACGAAAUAAUGGUCACACGCCAACCGUCGCAGUUAACGAUAUUGUCUUUGCUGCUCAUGCCUUUGUUGUCUGUGCUAUCUUAACUACUCAGUAUUUCUUACCUGCUAUCUGGGGGUUCGAUCGUGCCCCUGGCGCCCGCCCAUCUCGGCUCAUAUUGGGCGUUGCGAGCGGGUCGUUUGUCGCCGUUGCCGUCAUCAUCCUCGUGGUGCUAUCCACGCCUUCAGAUGCAGACCCUAGGACUUCGUGGGCAUGGCUAGACGUUAUCUAUACCAUCUCGUACGUCAAGCUGCUCAUCACUCUUGUUAAAUACGCACCGCAGCUGGUGUACAACUUCAAGAAUCACAGCACAAAAGGGUGGAGCAUCUGGCAGAUACUGCUAGAUUUCCUGGGUGGCAUGUUGAGUAUCGCACAGUUGGUGAUAGAUUCUUGGCUACAGGGCGACUGGUCUGGGGUCACGGGCAACCCAGUCAAAUUUGCACUGGGAAAUGUCAGUAUGCUCUAUGAUCUCGUGUUCAUGACCCAGCACUACAUACUCUACCGUGACGAUGGUUCGGCAAAGAAUAGUGAGGAAGAUUCGCUUCUUGAGAGAGGCGAUGGUCGUCGAAGAUUAGACUAAGCCUAUGUUGGGCGAACAAUAUCAAACCCCAUCCGGUAUAGCCGAAUUGCUAUUCGAAGUCUUCAAACUUGAGCGUAUUCUAUGGCGGGUAUUCGAAGCUUGUCGAGCCUCCUUAAAGAAAAUAUUAAUGAAUUCGUUUAAGUAGAGGAUGGGGGAUCUACACCUUUAAUGCACGUUGAUUCUGGAUUGGAAAUUGCAAAGGCGAGGUAGAGUAUGGCAAGCGGAAGGUUAUGUUUAGAUUUUUCAACAUAAGAAACUCCUUGAAGCUCGAAGGCCAUGCAUGAUGUACGCUCCUGGAAAUUAAUAAAACCCUGACUGGCGUAAAGAUUCCAAAACUACUAUUAAAGCCAGUCGCUGAAGCAUUGAUUACUGGUCUUGAUAUCCAUGUUCAACAAGAAUUAGUUGAGCUAUAUAUACCGGAAGAGCCCCAGGGAUGUUUUCAUUGCUAGUUUCACUUUGCUAAGCCGCUGGAUCAACCUGGUAUGAAAAAAAGGUAGCUGACAGGACUGGCGGGAAAAUUAGUAUAAAGAUAUGACUACAAGUGUAUUGU